CUCCUCAUAAGCUUAUGAGCCUCCAUUCAUUCAUUCAUUUUUAUUUUUAUUUAAUUUGAAAUUCUUUCGUCACACGGCACCAUUCGCCUCAACCUGCACAACUCCAAUCCAAUCCAAUCCCCUCAAGCAACACACUAUCCUUUCAUUUCAGAAACCAAUGAAAUAAUUAUCAAUAGCUGCUACAGUUGAGUAAGAUACACAAAUCAGUAAAAAUGGGCUGCUGCUGCUCUUCACCGCGAGUGGAAUGGAACCAUCAUCAUCCAGUAGUACCUGAAGACCGCCAACUGUUAACAGCACGCAGUAGUGCAGCUGCUGUUAUUCCAACAGGACUUUUAGUUGAUACAAAUCUGGAUACGUCUAUACCCGACACUUACAGGCUGCCACCGCCACCUGUACCAUAUGAUGCAAACCCUCAAGGUUCACCAAACAAUCGAGAAGACUCUGUUAGUAAGAAUCAUUCACCUGUGCAAACAAAUAAUUCCGAGCCCAUUGGAGAAACGAAAGUUAGUAAUAGUGGCGAAAAUGUAGCUAAGGAAGCGAUGGAAUCUGUUGCAACAGAAGAAUUUGAUGAUGCGCUGGAGAAGUCUGAUGAACUAAAAAAGUCAAACACGCCUUUUGUUCCCCCAGAGGAGUGUCCUACAUGUCUUGAAGAAUACGAUGAAGAAAAUCCAAAAAUAAUCACCAAAUGCGAGCAUCAUUUUCAUUUGUCGUGCAUUCUUGAAUGGAUGGAAAGAAGCGACACUUGCCCCGUCUGUGAUCAGGUAAUGGAAGUCAGCUCCCUGAUCGAUAACUAGCUGUGGAACUAUCGAAUGGAACGGCUGCUACUUUUAAUAUCAAGCAUAGUUAGGUCUCCUAUUCUUUUUUCUUUCUUAUUUGAUUGCAUAGUUUCUUUUACACACCAAAUUUGAAAUACAAAAUACAAAGCUUGAAAGGAAAACACACCACACGGCAAUUAGAAACCGAAGCUUGACAUUUUUAUCGUUUGGAUAAUUGGCAUGCCUCGCCUUCAAAAUCAACUUUGGGUUCAAAAGGAAGUUGUGGAUGGUUAGAAAUGGUCCUUUUUGGUACAGGGUUCUUGAUUUUAGCCUCUUUACACUAUUUUGUAGUUACUUGAUGGAUUGAUUCAUUUGUAGGAUUAUAGAUUGUAAAAAGAUAUAUAUGAAAACAUAUAGGAGAUGUGAUGGGUGGCAACAUUUGACAUUUCAAACUUUGAACAAGAGCAGACAUCAUAUGAUUCCAUUGUCUUUUUGGUC
This is a messenger RNA of Helianthus annuus (common sunflower), 1253 nucleotides long. Its product is annotated as probable E3 ubiquitin-protein ligase RHB1A. Bases 213 to 794 code for a protein of 193 amino acids. Lineage: Eukaryota; Viridiplantae; Streptophyta; Magnoliopsida; Asterales; Asteraceae. The transcript has 5 exons. Gene Ontology annotation, molecular function: ubiquitin-protein transferase activity. The record is from RefSeq and is a predicted model, not a curated record.